This is a messenger RNA of Symbiodinium necroappetens, 300 nucleotides long. The record is from the annotation of a GenBank genome assembly. NCBI's taxonomy places the organism in Eukaryota, Dinophyceae, Suessiales, Symbiodiniaceae.
GUGAUGGAAGUCGGUGUUCGUGCUGGGCUCGGUGGCAGUGGUGAUGCGAUCGGCGUGGUCGAGGAUCCCAUCGUGGCAGAUGGCGAAGGUGCCGGCAGGGAGGGCGUCAAAGAGGACGUGGGCGUCGUAGUGGUCAAUGUCUCCCUGGUGGGUGUCCCUCCUGCCUCUGCCUUCCUGUCGAGCUCGGCCAGGAAUGCAUCGAGGUUCAUGCCAUUAGUGGCCGCCGUAAUCUCCUCGGCCGUUUCUGCGAAGCUUGGAUCCGCCGAGUCCCCGCACCAUAUGACAUUGGGGUGCAGCUGA